AUGCAUUCUACCACCUUCAUCGCCUGUCUCGGUGCCAUGGCCGCUGCUGCGUCCGCUCAGAGUGGCUACGCCGGUUAUGAGAGUGAAGGCCCUUCAGCUCCGGCUGCGUAUUCGAGCCAAGCUCCUUCUGCGCCUGCUGCGUACUCGAGUGCCUCGCCCUCAGCACCAGCAAGCUACGGAGCGAGCUCUGGUUCUGUUGCGCCAGCCAGUUCUGCAUCCGGGUCUGCCUCUGCGCCGGCGGGUUACUCGAGCGCCUCUGCGGCUGGACCUUACCCUACCAAAAGCACUUCUCCUUCCGGACCUGCAGGAUAUUCCAGCGGUGCUCCUUCGCCUACCGGCGGCGCCUACCCGCCACCGCACGGAGGCAAUGGUACGUAUCCCGGACAUGGCGGACUAACCACAAGCAGCUCUACGGGCACCUCCCCUUCGUCGACGUAUAUGGUGCCUUCCAGCAAUGGCGCAGGUCGGAUCGGUGGCUCCCUAUUGGGCGCUCUGCUGCUCGCCGGCGGUAUCGCAUUGACCAUGUAA
Molecule: messenger RNA, 528 nt
Organism: Saxophila tyrrhenica
Lineage: Eukaryota; Fungi; Ascomycota; Dothideomycetes; Mycosphaerellales; Extremaceae
Exons: 2
Coding region: 1-528 (175 amino acids)
Source: RefSeq, a predicted model, not a curated record